Messenger RNA from Pangasianodon hypophthalmus (striped catfish), 2512 nucleotides. RefSeq names its product E3 ubiquitin-protein ligase RNF182. The coding region runs from base 1143 to 1898 and encodes 251 amino acids. The transcript is spliced from 2 exons. Lineage: Eukaryota; Metazoa; Chordata; Actinopteri; Siluriformes; Pangasiidae. The record is from RefSeq and is a predicted model, not a curated record.
GUGAACAUUUAAUUAAUGCGAUGGGAUUCGUGGGAGGCUCCGGAGUUGAUGGAAGCAACAGGGACGCACCUUGUUUUAGUGAUUUCCUCACGUAGGCUGAUGACACAAAUGAACGGCGGCGACUGGAUCAGGCUGCGGAUUUCGCGUUUCCGUUUGUGUGAGCGUGGAAUGCGGUGUUGACGGCGAGAGCAGGCUGAUGAGGAUUAGUGAAGCCACUCUGGCUUUGGCUGUAUUCGGCUCCAUCUUCCUCUAGCUGUGUCAUGGGGGAAAUCUGUGCAAUGCAGUUCAAACGCGUAGACCUGUUGGACUGUGGCAACACGUGAAGUGAAAUCGCAACUUUUCAUCAUUCUGAUCAUCCAGAAUGUUAAUUAAUCGGACAGCCUUGAAGGGAGUGUAGGCUGCUGACGCCACUGAAAGCCUUUUACUGAAAAACAAACAAACAAACAAACAAGCCAGAAGGAAGCAAAGUGCUGCAUCUCCUUGUCCUCUGAACAGUCGCAGUUCCAUACUUGAUGGACAUAAAAUGUGUUUUGUCAAUCCUCUUUAACUGUUGGCAAAAGCAGACAUGUUCCAGGAUCCUUUUACCUAAACUACAAUUCAUUUCUGCCAAUUCGCAUAUUACUGAUGAUGACAUCAUGGAUGACUAAUGAUCAGCAGUUUUUGUCUCAGGAUUCUGAACUGGAAUGAAUUUACAGUGAAAUUAAGCAACGGUCCAUGAACAUUUCAUUAGCACCUCUUCCAUAACAAGUAUUUCAUUUACUGCCUGUCAUUAUGUUCAUGACUCCAAGAAACUCUAAAAACAAAACACCUCAGUACAUAUCUGUAUAAGUAUUAUGCACGGAAAGUCUGAUUGUGCAUGAACUACUGUGAAUAUGUGUAACUGUAAUACUGGUUUUCAGGCCAUCAGUGUUUAAUUGAUUUAUAGGUUCCACUGUUUACAACAAGCUAUUGUCCUGUCUACGGCUGUCAACAUCAGAGGAGCAUAAAUGCUGUAUUAAAAAUGAGGCCCUGCUGUUAACACACAAUCUGACAAAAAAAGAGACAAAACAACAAUUAGAUAAAGACAAAACAACACUUUGCUGGGUAGCUAGAUUAUUACGUUUUGAAAAUUCCCUUUGCAUUCCCCGCUUCCUGCUCUCAGGAUGAGUAAUAAGUCAGACUCAGAAGGCGUGGUCUAUACGGUGGAAGAACUGGAAUGCAAGAUAUGCUAUAGCCGCUACGAUGCACGCGCUCGCAAGCCGAAGUUACUGGCGUGCCUGCACCGUGUCUGUGCUCGGUGCCUGAAGAAGAUGGCUGAGAUGGAAUCAUCACCUGGCACCGUCAGCUGCCCAUUCUGCCGCCAUCAGACGCAUGUGCCUGAUGAGGAAAUCUGGCUCCUGCAGGAUGACAGUAACAUCCUGGCCAUCCUCUCCUACCAGGAGCAAGUGAGGAAGAGUGGCUCAAUGCCCGUGGGUGAGGUUCUGCUCACCCCAAACAGCCUAAGUGGGGGAGAAAUAGGAACAAGUGGAGAGGGAGGAGGAGAGCAGGCCCACAGUUCCUCAGACUGCUUGGUCAUCACUAUCAUGGAGGUUCCAGACGAGUCAACUUCACCCGACUCCACUGGCAUGCUGAACAUGGUGCGUCUGUAUCGGCCGGCUAGCUUGGACUCGCUGCCAUGCCACGUGCCUGUGCAGAAGUGGCGCGCGUGGACGUCGCGCUCUGUGCCGCGUUUUGUCAUGGGCUUCCUCUGCCUGCUGUACUUCAGCUCUCUGCCCCUGGGCAUCUAUCUGCUCAUGAUUCAGCAACUCACACUGGGAGUGAUCCUGGUCAGCCUGGUGCCCUCCACCCUCGUCCUCUGCGUGUUCUACGGCUUCUGUCAGUGCCUGUGCCAUGAGAUCAUGGAGGCCAUCGCCACAUAGACACUUCAUAGGUUGUGUAUGAUUUGUCAGUCUUUAAACAGUGUGAAAUAAGCCAAAAUCACAGAUCUGUUCAUUCUGCUCUGACUGCUCGUCUACUGUUGCACUGGAAUAUACCAGCAUUUAGAAGUGAACUUUCAACCAUCUUCAGUUCAUACGAAGGGCAAUACGUACGUUUGAAUGAGCAGUUACAUCCUGACAUCCAGUGCAGGUUGUUUGUAUUGAGCUACGGCUGCCUCAAUUUGCUGUUGAUUUGUUUGUUUUGUUUUGUUGUUUGUUUUUAUUCUGUACCUGUUAGCUCAGGCUUAACAUGACUGUGAUCCUUUUACAUACCACUAAUAAGGGAAUGAGAUUCAUAUCUAACAUGGAAAUUAUGGACUUUGUUCCAUAACGUAAAAUAUGUCCUUCCUACUUUUGACAAUCCAUUUGUUGUGUAACUUUAAAAUAUAGUCUCCUUGUCAAAGUUCCUAGUUGCCUUUGUAAGGCAUGCAAAUUCCCAAGCUAUAUUUUAAUGUUGUAUAUAUAAAAUAAUGUGUUUGUCAUUGCUAUGAGAAUGAACAAAUGCCUUCAGAUCAUCCAAACUGUUAAUAGAUAUUCAAUAAAGAUUGGAAACACAA